This is a messenger RNA of Manihot esculenta (cassava), 1442 nucleotides long. RefSeq names its product bromodomain-containing protein 1. The coding region runs from base 111 to 1211 and encodes 366 amino acids. The record is from RefSeq and is a predicted model, not a curated record. The transcript is spliced from 2 exons. NCBI's taxonomy places the organism in Eukaryota, Viridiplantae, Streptophyta, Magnoliopsida, Malpighiales, Euphorbiaceae. Gene Ontology annotation, biological process: regulation of transcription by RNA polymerase II.
UUUCAACCUCCUAAUUCCUAAAGCCCAAAACCUCCCGCUUCCCUCUCUUCUAAUUCGCAAAUCAAUCCCUAAAUCUCUCAUUCUCUCUUUCUCUCCCAUUAGCACAGAUAAUGGACUGCAAAUUUCAAACCUUACCUCCUCUCAAGAGAUUCAGGCUCUUGCAGCAGCUGCAAGAAAACAAAGAAAACAACGACCCCAUCUCAUUGCAGCUUCCCGCUAAGAAGCGAAAGGAGUCCCGUCAUUCGCUUCUUCCUGAACCCACCGGUGUGGUUUCUGCUGCUACUUAUUGCUUGCCAGCCAAGAAGCGGGUUUGGGCAAUCCAACCCGAUUUGGUUUCAUCAGGUGAGCCUCUUUCGCCUUUCGAUCUCAAUGUUAAGUAUAAAUCCUAUUUUGAUGAGGAAGUCAAGGCGAAUGAGAAUGGCGUGAAUGUCAAAAUGCCACUUGAUGUUGCUACUGAUCAUUCUGUUGAAUCUCACCCAAAAGAAAAAGAAGAUGAGAAAACCCCACUUAUGAAUGAUAACUCUCAAUCUCAAUUCAUUAAAAUGCCCGUUGAAGAAGAAAAAGAUGGAAAUAUAGAACAUGAAGAAGAAGAAGAAGAAGAAGAAGAUGAUGAUGAUGGAAUUUUGUGUGCUAUUUGUCAAAGCACAGAUGGGGAUCCAACGGAUCCCAUAGUGUUUUGUGAUGGGUGUGAUCUAAUGGUGCACACCACUUGCUAUGGCAAUCCUUUGAUAAAAGGUAUACCUGAAGGUGAGUGGUUUUGUACCCAGUGUUUGGCUUCUCAAUCUGAUAAACAGAAUAAGGCUUUCUCUUGUUGUCUAUGUCCAACAACUGGUGGAGCAAUGAAACCCACCAAAGAUGGCUUCUGGGCCCAUGUUGUAUGUGCACUUUUGGUUCCUGAAGUGUUCUUUGAGGACCCAGAUGGCCGUGAGGGAAUUAACUGCACAAAGGUUCCUAAAAGGCGAUGGAAAGGUAAAUGUUAUGUGUGCAAGAGCAGAAAAGGAUGUGUUAUUCAAUGCUCUGAGCCUAAGUGUCCUUUGGCAUUUCACGUAACUUGUGGGUUGAAUGAGGAUCUUUGCAUUGAGUAUAGAGAAGGGAAAAGGAAGGCAGAAACAAUUGUUGCUGGAUUCUGCAAAAGCCACACUGAAUUGUGGAAGAAGCAACAACGAACAGGAAAGUUCAAGAUUGUGGCCAGAGAAGAGCACGUGAAGUAGGCUAAUAGAUCCUGUUCUAUGUUAUUGAUUAUUGAAACAAACGCUAACUGGGUGUGGAAAUGGGUUAGUCCUUCCCACAUGGAAAUUACAGAUUUUCUUAAACGCCAUAGUUUCUUCAGAUUUUAGUGUUGUAGUCUUGUGCUUUGGAUUAGUAUAAGAGAUUUUAGCGUAUUGUAGGAUUGUGUCAAUGCUUGUAAUGCUCAAGUUAAUCUCACAUGCAUUACUAACAAU